Molecule: messenger RNA, 1077 nt
Organism: Ilyonectria robusta
Lineage: Eukaryota; Fungi; Ascomycota; Sordariomycetes; Hypocreales; Nectriaceae
Exons: 2
Coding region: 1-1077 (358 amino acids)
Source: RefSeq, a predicted model, not a curated record
AUGCCUCUCGAAGCAGCACCCGUCGAGUUGGAAUUGUCGGCGACCUCGGGCUCCAAUCAGCUGGUCCAAAUUCUCUGGGGCCUUCUCCCACCAGAUGAGAGACUUUUCAACGGCGACCCGGCCGACAAACUGUGUCAUUCUGCCUAUCUCGAGUAUUACGAGCGCCAAUGGGGACUCGCAGCAGCCCAUUGCGAUGGGAAGUUUGUUGCUUUAAAGACGCCAGAGUCUGUCAACCACCUCGUUCGGGACCUGCAAAAUGACAAGCCCCGCGCCGAGCUCUUGGCACAAAUUCGAGACCUGAGUGGGACGGAAGCUCUGGAGGAGGCCUGCGAAAACUCUCUCAACCUAGCCGUCAGGCUCCUGCUCAUGCUGAGGAUCGGGGAUGUCAAGUACCAGUUUCUUCGCCGCCCGUGCCUGGAGUGGAAUGAGGCUUCGCUGCGAGACUUUGUACAUGGGCGAUUUGUCGAGGAGGCUUCUAUGAGCCCCGACGGCGUCAAGCUGCCGAAAUCAUUUAAUGCGUGGAGCUUGGAAGCCAUCGGCGGCAUCGAGAUCAGCUUCACCGACAACUUGGCCGAUCACUUACUCCUCAUUGAAGACGACACUUCAAAGGUGCUCAUUUUUCCCUAUGCGUCAUUUCUUGACUGCCAAAGACUCAAAGAUUCAGCCUCACUCUUCCCGCCGACAUUUGCCGAAGAGACGCUGCGAACUCUCGCCUUACUCUUUCCUCAGCCUCUGGUCAACGGCUCAGGUGGCGUGAGUGUGUCAAGGCAAUCUUGGUUCCACCAGCUCUGCGAAAAGCGAAGCACUCGCAAGAUCGAUAAGCGGCUCGGUCGCUGUGGCAGCUUGUACGCAGAAGACCGCCAGAUUCAGAACUUUACGUACUGGCGAGACCGCCUCGUUGUGCUGAAGCAAGCCUAUGAUGAAGCAACGCCCAAGACUCUAUCCCAGUUCUGGCACGAUAGGCGAAAUGGUGUGCAAUGGUUUACUUUUUGGGUUGCCAUUUUGGUACUGCUCAUCACAGUUAUUUUCGCGGUGGUGCAGUGUAUCCAAGGCGGUUUUCAAGCUUGGAAGACUUGA